This is a messenger RNA of Microsporum canis CBS 113480, 306 nucleotides long. RefSeq lists its product as uncharacterized. The record is from RefSeq and is a predicted model, not a curated record. The transcript has 3 exons. NCBI's taxonomy places the organism in Eukaryota, Fungi, Ascomycota, Eurotiomycetes, Onygenales, Arthrodermataceae. Bases 1 to 306 code for a protein of 101 amino acids.
AUGCAACGACUUGUGAAAGCCAUUGACGCUCUAAUGGGAGUAGAGCCUCCCAACUGGCCGUCGAAUGUUAAGCGCACACCAUUCCCGGUUAUCGUUGCCGGGAGUACUGGCCGGUGGGAGUUUUUGAAUGAAGAACAUCGCCCAACUGCAUUUCCGGACAGAUCAGGUAGACAAGCUGGCCGCAUGAGCGGCCGAAUCCGCGCUCUUCUUGCGAGAAUUCUGCCCAUGGAGGAUGUCUUAUCAGGCAUCCCCGACAACAUUUCCACUGACUCUCGCCUUGAUCCUCCAGCCUGCAUAGAUAGUUAA